GUCAAACACACACCCUCUGCUAUAUUUUCUCUCUGAAAGGAGCUGAAAAACACACUCACACUGAAGCGACUACGGUAGCCGAUAACUGGACGGACUCUCUGGCAAUUGACCUUUUGCAGUGGAAUAGCGGAAUAAGUCUUAAACCAUGAGCUCAGUGGCAGUGUUGACCCCGGAGAGCUUUGCGGAGCAUCGCAGUGGCCUCAAGGACCAGGAGAUUACAGGCUGUGUCCCAGAGGAUGAGGCCUACAUCCCCACUUACCUGGAGGCCUUCCCUCCGCUGCCGGAGAAGGGAGCACCAGGGGAAAAGGCCGGGGAGCCGGCUUCAGCAUGGGGCAGCAAGAUCAGGCCCAUCAAAGCCUCUGUCAUCACCCAGGUGUUCCACGUGCCCCUGGAGGAGCGUCGCUACAAGGACAACAGCCAGUUUGGGGAGGGCGAGGAGGCCAAAGUGUGCCUGGACAUCAUGCAGAGGACGGGGGCUCACAUCGAGCUGUCCCUGGCUAAAGACCAGGGCCUGUCCAUCAUGGUCACGGGCAAACUGGACUCUGUCAUGAAGGCUCGCAAGGAAAUUGUGGCUCGCCUGCAGACACAGGCCUCAGCUACGGUCGCCAUCCCCAAGGAGCACCAUCGUUUCGUCAUCGGUAAGAACGGUGAGAAGCUGCAGGAGCUGGAGCUGAAGACGGCCACCAAGAUCGCUAUUCCACGUCCUGACGACCCCAGCGCCAACAUCCGCAUCACCGGCACCAAGGAGGGCAUCGAGAAGGCUCGCCACGAGAUCCUUCUCAUCUCUGCUGAGCAGGACAAGCGUGCGGUGGAGCGUCUGUCCCUGGAGAAGGCCUUCCACCCCUUCAUCGCCGGUGCCCACAACCGGCUGGUGCAGGAGCUGAGCCAGGAGACGGGCGCCCGCAUCAGCAUCCCUCCGCCCAGCUUGCCCAAGGACGAGAUCGUCAUCACCGGGGAGAAGGAGGCUGUCGCCCUGGCAGUCAACCGCAUUCGAGCCAUCUACGACGACAAGAAGAGGAAGACCACCACCAUCUCUGUAGAGGUGAAGAAGUCUCAGCAUAAGUACAUCAUAGGGCCAAAGGGCAACACCCUGCAGGAGAUCCUGGAGGCCACGGGGGUGUCUGUGGAGAUGCCCCCUCUGGACUCCGGCUCAGAGACCAUCAUCCUCAGGGGGGAGCCUGACAAGCUGGGACCAGCACUCACACAGGUCUACGCCAAGGCUAAGAGCGUGAUGGUGGUGGAGGUGACCGCUCCGGCCUGGCUGCAUCGCUUCAUCAUCGGCAAGAAGGGACAGAACAUCGGACGGAUCACACAGCAGCUACCCCGGGUUCACAUCGAGUUUACGGACGGUGAGGAGCGCAUCAGUCUGGAGGGGCCAACAGAGGAGGUAGAGCAGGCUCAGGCCCAGAUACAGGAGAUCAUCAAAGACCUGCUGGUGAGGAUGGACUACACUGAGGUCAUCAUAGACCAGCGUUUCCACAGACACCUCAUCGGAAAGAACGGAGUCAACAUCAAUCGGAUCAAGGAGCAGUACAAAGUGUCAGUACGAAUCCCUCAGGACUCCGAGCGAAGCGGCCUGGUCCGGAUCGAAGGAGACCCUAAAGGAGUCCAGCUGGCACGCAGAGAACUCAUCGAGAUGGUCCAGAGAAUGGAAAACGAACGCACCAAAGACCUGAUCGUGGAGCAGAGGUUCCAUCGGACAAUCAUCGGCCAGAAGGGAGAAAAGAUCAAAGAAGUUCGAGACAAGUUCCCUGAGGUCAUUAUUAACUUCCCUGACCCGUCGCAGAAGAGUGACAUCGUCCAGCUAAGAGGGCCGAAGAACGAGGUGGAGAAAUGUGCCAAGUUCCUCCAGAAAAUCAUUGCCGACCUGAUUGAGAACAGCUUCUCGCUCUCUGUUCCCAUCUUCAAGCAGUUUCACAAAAACAUAAUUGGUAAGGGCGGGGCCAACAUUAAAAAGAUCCGUGAAGAGACCAACACUAAGAUCGACCUCCCGACAGAGAACAGUAACUCAGAGAUGAUCGUCAUCACAGGCAAGAAGAGCAACUGUGAGGCGGCCAGAGACCGAAUCCUCGCCAUCCAGAGAGAACUGGCCAACAUCAAGGAGACAGAGGUCACCAUCCCGGCCAAACUGCACAACUCUCUGAUCGGCUCCAAAGGCUGCCUCGUGCGCUCCAUCAUGGAAGACUGCGGCGGCGUCCACAUCCAUUUCCCCUCCGAGGGCUCCGGCUCGGACAAGGUCACCAUCAGAGGGCCUGCUGGAGAGGUGGAGAAAGCCAAGAAACAGCUGCUGCAGCUGGCUGAGGAAAAGCAAGUCAACAACUUUACAGCUGAGCUGCAGGCAAAACCAGAAUACCAUAAAUUCUUGAUUGGCCGUGGCGGGGCAAAUAUCCGCCGUGUGCGGGACAAAACGGGGGCUCGAAUCAUCUUCCCGUCGCCGGAUGACACAGAGCAGGAACUGAUCACCAUCGUGGGGAAAGAGGAAGCCGUUCGUCAGGCUCAGAAGGAGCUGGAAAGUCUGGUCAAAAACCUGGACGACGUGGUGGAGGACAGCAUGGUCGUGGACGUUCGCCACCACCGCCACUUUGUGUGUCGGAGAGGCCAGGUGCUGCGGGAGCUGGCCGAAGAGUACGGUGGCGUGGCCGUGAGCUUCCCUCGCACCGGAGCCAACAGUCAGCGGGUCACUCUGAAGGGAGCCAAGGACUGCGUGGAGGCUGCGAAGAAACGCAUCCAGGAGAUCAUCGAGGACCUGGAGUCCCAGGUGAGCGUGGAGGUGGCCAUCCCUCAGCGCUGCCACCGCGCCAUCAUGGGGCCUAAAGGCUGCCGCAUCCAGCACAUCACCAGGGAGCACGAGGUUCAAAUCAAGUUCCCCGAGAGAGACGACAGCGCCGCAGGUCAGGAGCCUCCACAGGAGAACGGUGAGGUCAGUCCAGAGGCGGAGUUUGUCCCCCGCAAGAAUGACAUCAUCACCAUCUCUGGGAGGGCAGAAAAGUGUGAGAUGGCUAAAGCCGCCUUGCUGGCGUUGGUGCCCAUAACGGAGGACGUGGAAGUGUCUUACGAGCUGCAUCGCUACAUCAUCGGCCAGAAGGGCAGUGGCAUCAGGAAGAUGAUGGAGGAGUACGAGGUGAACAUCUGGGUGCCGCAGCCCGAGAAGCAGCUGGAUGUGAUCAAGGUGACGGGUCUGGCGGCCAACGUGGAGCGAGCCAAACAGGGUCUGCUGGAGAGGGUCAAAGAACUGCAGGCCGAGCAGGAGGACAGGGCCCUGCGCAGCUUCAAGGUCACCAUGUCCGUGGAUCCAAAGUUUCAUCCCAAGAUCAUCGGCCGCAAGGGAGCAGUCAUCUCUCAGAUCAGAAAAGACCACGACGUCAGCAUCCAGUUCCCCGACAAAGGAGACGAGCAGCAGGAUCUGAUCGUGAUCUCGGGGUACGAGCGUAACGUGGAGGAGGCGCGUCAGUCCAUCCAGCAGCUGGUGGCCGAGUUGCAGGAGAUGGUGAGCCAAGACGUUCACCUGGACCCGAGGACCCACGCUCGCAUCAUCGGAGCCCGCGGCAAAGCCAUCCGCAAGCUGAUGGAGGAGUUCAAGGUGGAUAUCCGGUUCCCUCAGCCAGGUUCUGACGAGCCUGACAAAGUGACUGUGACGGGCCUUCCCGAGACCGUCGACAACGCCAUCGACCACCUGCUCAACUUGGAGGAGGAAUAUUUGCUCAGUGUGACAGAGACGGAGACCUUGGCGGCGUACAUGAAGCCUCCGUCUCGCUACGGAGGGGGAGGGGGCGCAGGAGGCGUGGAUGAUAGCAGCGGGGGUCCGGCUAAGGGCUUUGUGGUGCGGGACGCCCCCUGGAACGCAGCAGGGAACAAGGCUCCUGACAUGAGCAGUGCGGAGGACUUCCCUACGUUUGGGACGGGCGUGGCCCCGAAACAAGCGUCAGCCUGGGGGCCGAAGAAGUUCUGAAGCCGCUCUUCUGGAGGAAAACGAAACAAAAAAAAAAUCCCUCUGUAAAGUAGAUGAUGAGAGACAAAACAAAUCUCUAAUCAAAUUGCUGCUCGCCUUCCUUCCUCCUCCUCCUCC
Seriola dumerili (greater amberjack) is the source of this 4066-nucleotide messenger RNA. RefSeq names its product vigilin-like (gene hdlbpb). Gene Ontology annotation, molecular function: mRNA binding. The record is from RefSeq and is a predicted model, not a curated record. Gene Ontology annotation, cellular component: nucleus; cytoplasm. The coding region runs from base 146 to 3949 and encodes 1267 amino acids. Lineage: Eukaryota; Metazoa; Chordata; Actinopteri; Carangiformes; Carangidae. The transcript is spliced from 28 exons.